AUGUCGACAGUAGUAUCGGAGGGAAGAAACGGAGGAAAUGAACGUUAUUCACCACAAGAUGACGUUUCUGAACUGAUUCCAAACUUGAAUAAUAUCCAAUUGAACGAAACAAUGCGUGUACCUUCGUUUGAAAGACUUCCGUCGCCAACUCCACGUUACUUUGGUUCAUGUAAAUGGUUCAAUGUUUCAAAAGGAUACGGUUUCGUGAUUGAUGACAUCACCAGAGAAGAUCUUUUUGUUCAUCAAUCCAACCUCAAUAUGCAAGGAUUUCGGAGUCUUGAUGAGGGCGAACGUGUUUCCUAUUACAUUCAAGAACGUUCGAAUGGAAAAGGAAGAGAAGCGUAUGCCGUAUCGGGAGAAGUUGAAGGACAAGGCUUGAAAGGGAGUAGAAUCCAUCCAUUGGGAAGAAAGAAGGCUGUUUCUCUUCGUUGUUUCCGAUGCGGAAAGUUUGCAACUCACAAGGCAAAGAGCUGUCCAAAUGUGAAGACAGAUGCAAAAGUAUGUUAUACUUGUGGAUCGGAAGAACAUGUCAGCUCGAUUUGUCCUGAAAGAAGAAGAAAACACCGACCAGACCAAGUUGCGGCCGAGGAAGCUGAAGAAGCAGCAAGAAGAGCUGCAGAAGAAUCUUCUUCGACUUCUGAUGAAGGUUCAUCUGAAAUCAAAGAAGAACACCAUGAACACCAAGUGAAAAAUGAAACCAGUGAUGAUUCUGAGCAAUAG
Caenorhabditis remanei is the source of this 720-nucleotide messenger RNA. RefSeq lists its product as uncharacterized. Gene Ontology annotation, molecular function: nucleic acid binding; zinc ion binding. The record is from RefSeq and is a predicted model, not a curated record. Bases 1 to 720 code for a protein of 239 amino acids. The transcript has 3 exons. NCBI's taxonomy places the organism in Eukaryota, Metazoa, Nematoda, Chromadorea, Rhabditida, Rhabditidae.